AUGGUUGACCAUAUCUCCCCCCGGGCAUCGCCCGGACCGAUCCGUUCCUCCCAAACUCGCCGCGCCCGAAAGCUCCGGGAUAGCUGUACGAGUUGUGCCAGUUCUAAAGUGCGAUGUACCAAGGAGAAACCGGCCUGUGCUCGGUGUAUCGAACGUGGGCUUGCCUGUCAAUACAUGGUCUCCAAGCGGAUGGGCCGCAAUCCGCGCGCUCCCAGUCCCCUUGAGCCAACUCAGCGACCAUCAGAGAGUCUUCCUUCAGCCGGAUCGGAACAGGGACAUUCGACUCAUAAUACGUAUUCUACUCCCCAUGCUCAUACCCAAGCCGACACUCAUUCUCAUUCUCAUUCUCAUCCGCAACCGCAUCCACAACCUCAGCCUCAAUCGGAUCAACCACCAAACGCUCUGCCCACCCCCAAUGGCAGCAGUAGUGUCUCCGCCAUUGUUUCUCAUCAGAGUCCCCGGCUCCCCUCGGAGACCCAGGGCCUUGGAGGAGAUUCGUCUGGUCAGGAUCAAGGUACCCUGUCUUCCCUAGCGGUUGGUUCGGACUUUGGAGACUCUCUGCAGUCAAUCGAUCACGGAAACCAUCCCGAUUUCUUGGCUGAGCCGACGGGGAGUCUUUUCGACGCGUUUUUGGAAGUGGGGACCCCCAUGAUCGACCCAUUCCUCGAGUCGGCCCCAUUACCGUUGUGUCAGGCACGUUCUUGCUGCUUUUCGCUAGCACUCCAAACAUUGACCCACCUCUUCCCUCAUGCCCCGCUGGGCUGUCAGCUACGGCUGACGGACAGCGAGGACAGCUCGUGUAACCUAACGACGAUCGACAUGGUCAUCUCGGGCAAUAAGCAGGCUACCGAUGCGGUCCGGAAGAUCCUCGGGUGCUCGUGCGCGCAGGAUGGCUACUUGCUGAGCAUAAUUGUCCUGAUCGUUCUUAAAGUGCUGGGGUGGUAUGCUGCCGCAGCAGGCACCCAGUGCCCCUCGUCGGCGGUGGGUGGAAAUACCAGCAGCGGUAGCAGCAGCAGCUGUGGCAACAGUCCCGCCACCGUGUCCAGUAACCGUCUGUCGGAAGAGCGUGUACUGCAUCUACCUAGUAUGGUGGGUGAGCAUUGUGUGGAAGAGGAAGACCAGCCGCGAGUCGCGGCCCAGCUCGUUCUGAGCGAACUGCACCGAGUCCAGUCGUUGGUGAACCUAUUGGCCAAGCGCCUGCAAGAAGGCGGAGACGAUGCAGCAGCGAUAGCGUCGCACCAUCCAGCGUCCCCUUUCGCACUACUCGGAUUUAGUGGACUCGAGGCAAAUCUCCGCCACCGCUUGCGUGUCGUGUCCGCCGACAUCAUUGAUUUCCUGCAUCGAGAAUGA
Aspergillus pseudotamarii is the source of this 1350-nucleotide messenger RNA. Its product is annotated as Zn(II)2Cys6 transcription factor. NCBI's taxonomy places the organism in Eukaryota, Fungi, Ascomycota, Eurotiomycetes, Eurotiales, Aspergillaceae. Gene Ontology annotation, molecular function: zinc ion binding; DNA binding; DNA-binding transcription factor activity, RNA polymerase II-specific. The transcript has a single exon. The record is from RefSeq and is a predicted model, not a curated record. The coding region runs from base 1 to 1350 and encodes 449 amino acids. Gene Ontology annotation, biological process: regulation of DNA-templated transcription; aflatoxin biosynthetic process. Gene Ontology annotation, cellular component: nucleus.